CUCCCGUUCCAAAAUAAUCGCGCUUUGUGCAUCCAAGAUGUCGGCGCCCAUGGAGGUCGUGGUAACUGCUGAUUCUGCGGGGCAGUUGUGGAACUGCGCUAUUUUCGAUCCUCACACCGGAACAAAUCUCUUAUCUUACCGAGGUGGGAAUUCAUCUGCUCGCUCGUUAACGGUUCUAAACGGUGAAUACAUCCUCGGAGCUCAAUUAGGCAAGAACUUCAUCAACGUGUGGGAGAUACAACGGAAAGACCAACUGCAACAGAAAAUUGUGUGUCCUGGGGUUGUAACCUGCCUAACAGCCUCCCCUGAUGGGCUGUAUGUGCUAGCGGGCAUCGCCGAGGCCAUAUAUCUGUGGGAGGUCUCAACAGGAAACCUGCUGGUCGUAUUGAAUAGACACUACCAGGACUUGAGCUGCCUGCGGUUCACUGAUGACUGCAGCCAUUUUGUGUCAGGAGGAAAGGACAAUCUAGCACUUGUAUGGAACCUUGCCAGUAUCAUACAGUUGGACUCGUCUCGCACACCAGAGCCUCGGCAUGUGUUCUCACGUCACUCUCUACCCAUCACGGACAUCCACUGUGGGCUGAUGGGACCUCAGGCAAGAGUGGCCACUGCGUCUUUAGACCAGACUGUUAAGCUGUGGGAGAUUUCCUCCGGAGAGAUGCUUCUGUCAGUCCUCUUUGACGUCAGCAUCAUGUCCGUGACCCUCGACCCCUGUGAGUACUUCCUGUUCUGCGGAGGAAGUGACGGGAAUGUCUUUCAGGUGUCCCUCUGUAACACGGCUGUGAGCCGGGAUAAGACCUUCCAGUCAGAUGGUGAAGGCAAUCAGGUGUUCAAAGGCCACAGAAACCUAGUGACGUGCCUGUCUGUGUCCAUGGACGGUACGCUGCUGCUGUCAGGCUCGCAUGACGAGACUGUCAGGAUGUGGGACAUUCAGAGCAAGCAGUGUAUCCGCUGCAUCAACCACAAAGGUCAGGUGACCAAUGCUGCUAUUAUCCCAGCUCCCGGGAACAUGUUCCUGCCCGACAGUCGGCCUGGCAUCCCAUUACCUCGCUUCAGCCGUCAUCUGAACAAUUCAGAGCAAACCGAAGGAGCCGGAACCGGAGGAAUGUGUCUCAGGCUGGGUGCCACCUGCCAGGAGCCGGAGGAAACGUACCUGGAGAAAGCAGACCGACUCCAUUCUCUGAUGUGCGCUGUUACAGACAAGAGCGUGUUCGGCGAUGGAGAGAACACCAAAAUACGUGUGUCAGAGUUGGAAGAAGAGGUGAAGACCCUGAAGAAAAUCAACAAAGAUCUGUACGAGUUUUCCACACAGCUCCUUACAAAACCUAAUUAAAAAUAUAGAAGGACCUUCAGGACGUGACCUCAGUUUACUCAAACACGAGCUGGUCGUUAAUGACUUCAACUUCAGUCAAAUAUUCCAUGGUUUUGGACACACAGCGAUUUCCUCUGUUGUUGUUUUUUUCCCCCGAUAUAUGAGCUAACUGAUAUUCUGGAAGCAUGUGAUUAGUCUGUUGUUUUUUUUGUUUUUUUUUAAAUAAUGCUUCUUCUUCCUGUCUACACUUUUGUAUACUGUUUGUACAUUAUGAGACGAUGUGCAGAGCUGACCGUCAUGAACUCAAUAAAUCAUGGAGGAGAAUCCAUAAAUAAUGCAGAGCAA
Messenger RNA from Tachysurus fulvidraco (yellow catfish), 1657 nucleotides. It is a transcript of the gene wdr18, whose product is annotated as WD repeat domain 18. The record is from RefSeq and is a predicted model, not a curated record. Gene Ontology annotation, biological process: DNA-templated DNA replication; rRNA processing. Gene Ontology annotation, molecular function: protein binding. The coding region runs from base 38 to 1333 and encodes 431 amino acids. NCBI's taxonomy places the organism in Eukaryota, Metazoa, Chordata, Actinopteri, Siluriformes, Bagridae. The transcript has 10 exons. Gene Ontology annotation, cellular component: nuclear pre-replicative complex.